AUGCUUCGCAAACUACUGAACGUAUUGGAAUACACCGCCACAUAUAGAAACUCAACAUACCAAAAAAGAGCAAGCGUCCUAAAUGGGUUAACUACAUUAGACACUCGGUUAGAAGCGACUGACUGUAUCCUCCAGGUGCGGCACUGUGCCGGGACUUUGACACUGUCCGACAAUCUCUGCAAGCCGUUUUACAAUAGCACUCUUCCGAAAGACUCUGAGAAUCCUCAUAAAAGCAUUAUACAUAAUCUCUGUGCCUCCGCUGCCAGCAUUGUAGGUUAUCAAUAUCCUGGAACCUACGACGGUUCCGGGAUUGUAUAUGGCAACGCCUUGCGUCUGUGCGACGCCAUCCUGGCAUUCUUAGAUGUAUUGCAUGACGAUGUAAUUGUGCCGCUUGAAUCCCAACUGCGGCGUGGCCACAAGGGGUUUUGUCACGUCAUCCCCAAGGUGGCCACUGGCCUGCGGGACUAUAACGCCGCUGUCAAGGCUUCAAACGAAAGAGUCAAGAAGCCGAUUGAAACUGUGUUGGAAUACGUGAAAGCAGAUGGUGAGUUGUGUAGAGGUAUAAAUGAUUUGCAGAUAACGGAAACAUCUACGCCAGCUGAAGAUGAGAGAACUGUGGAGUCCGCUGUCUCCCUGGUGGAGGAGUGCAAAGAGGUUGCCAGGGUCUUCUCUAGAAGCUUGACGGCGGCCACAAAUGCCAUAAAUGACCUGAACCCCAAGCUGAAGAGAAAGUUUUAG
Messenger RNA from Babesia bigemina, 738 nucleotides. RefSeq lists its product as hypothetical. The record is from RefSeq and is a predicted model, not a curated record. The coding region runs from base 1 to 738 and encodes 245 amino acids. The transcript is spliced from 5 exons. Lineage: Eukaryota; Apicomplexa; Aconoidasida; Piroplasmida; Babesiidae.